UUGGAGCAGCAGGAGGAAGAACAGGUGAGGAUGCUGGCCCCGUGUCCCUUGACGGAGGAGGUCCUGAGGGAGGGCCUCUCUCUCCUCUGUAAGAUCGGGAACGGCUUGGCCCAUGCCUACGUGAGAUUUGAAGCCAAAUACAAGGACUUGACAGACAUCAGCCUUCUUGAAUGCUUCAUUCACCUGCGGUAUGUGGAUUUGUCAGAGAACAAGCUGCAAGAUUUGUCUCCGCUGAGCAGCCUAACCCACCUGCUUUGGCUGAGGGUGGAUAGGAAUCGGCUUACCAGUGCCCGCAUGCAGGAGCUGCCAUACCUCCAGAUCAUCAGCUUUGCUCACAACCGCAUUGAGGAUAUGGAGGGCAUUACUCACCCCCGCUUAGCCAACCUCAGUCUGAUAGGAAAUAAAAUCCGGACAGCGCAGGGCCUGAGUCACGGCCAGUUGUUCAGCCUGCAAAUCCUGGAGCUGCGAGGAAACGUGCUGGGGAGCACAGCAGGACUCAAUCUUCCUAAGCUCAAGAGCCUCUAUCUGGCCCAGAACGUUAUUCGGAGCCUUGAGGGCCUCGAGGGACUAAGGCAGCUGGCAACUCUGCACCUGCGUGACAACCAGCUUGAGAUCCUGGAUGGAUUCUGCAGUAGCCUGAAGUGCCUGCAGUACCUCAAUCUACGGAAUAACAGGAUCAGUAACCUUCAGGAGGUGGAAAAACUGAAGGUCCUCCCCAUGCUGCAGGCACUGGUGCUGUUGGACAAUCCAUGCUCCGAUGAACCCAAUUAUCGGCUGGAGGUCCUGGUCCUGCUGCCACAUCUACAACGCCUCGACAAGGAAUUAUUUGAGGAAGAUGAGCGGGAAGAGGCGAACCAAAUCCGUCAGAAAAGGCAAGAAGAAGAAAAGAGCCAGUCAAGAUUUGAAGAUGCCUUCCCCAACAUGUGCAGCUGGGAAAGAAG
Messenger RNA from Apaloderma vittatum (bar-tailed trogon), 941 nucleotides. It is a transcript of the gene LRRC23, whose product is annotated as leucine rich repeat containing 23. The record is from RefSeq and is a predicted model, not a curated record. The transcript is spliced from 8 exons. Gene Ontology annotation, molecular function: protein binding. Lineage: Eukaryota; Metazoa; Chordata; Aves; Trogoniformes; Trogonidae. The annotation marks the transcript as partial.